AUGCGGGAGAUGGCCAAGACGGCCGCCUGGAGCGUCAACUCCUGCAAGCCCGGCAACGGCGUCGCCUCCCUCCGCGACGACACCGCGUACCUGGAAUCCGACAUCCCAAAGGAGCAGGCCAGGUACAAGAUCAUAUUCGUCCAUGGCUUCUUCUGCUGCAGGCACGACGUGCUCAACGUCUCCCAGGGGCUGCUACAAGAGCUUGGCAUCUACCUGCUGUCCUUUGACCGGCCGGGGUACUGUGAAAGCGACACGCACCCGGCAAGGACGGAGGAGAGCAUCUCCGUCGACAUCGCCGAGCUCACCGACAACCUGCAGCUGGGGGCCAGGUUCCACCUCAUGGGCUUCUCCAUGGGCGGUGAGAUCAUGUGGAGCUGCCUCAAGCACAUCCCGCACAGGCUCUCCGGCGUGGCCAUUCUCGCGCCGGUGGGAAACUACUGGUGGUCCGGCCUGCCGGCGGACGUGUACGAGGAGGCGUGGUACGCGCAGUUCCCGCAGGACCGGAUCGCCGUCAUAAUCACGACAAGACAGAGACACAGACAAGGAAAUAUUUUCACUGACAAGACAGAGAAGCGCUAUAAUCCAAACAUGUCUCCCGUCAUUAGAAAGGAUAAAUGGAGGAAAGGAUCACAUGUUCUUUGGGUAAUGUUAAUCAGAAAGCACGCAGAGGUUGUUGUUGGUGACAAGCAUGUCUUUCAAGUAUUCAGAAAGCAUUGUAAGAUUUGCAAGAAAGCCCCUCGCGCCCGGAUCGGAUCCGCCCCACCGCCGCCAGGGCCGCCCCGCGCCAGCCACCCCCGCGCCUCCCCUGUCCUCCUCCGCCCCCCGUGCCCCUCCUCUCCACCGACUGGCUCCUCCUAG
Molecule: messenger RNA, 858 nt
Organism: Hordeum vulgare subsp. vulgare (domesticated barley)
Lineage: Eukaryota; Viridiplantae; Streptophyta; Magnoliopsida; Poales; Poaceae
Exons: 7
Coding region: 1-858 (285 amino acids)
Cellular component (GO): membrane
Molecular function (GO): glycosyltransferase activity
Source: RefSeq, a predicted model, not a curated record